Morus notabilis is the source of this 2998-nucleotide messenger RNA. Its product is annotated as receptor-like protein 12. Bases 1174 to 2793 code for a protein of 539 amino acids. Lineage: Eukaryota; Viridiplantae; Streptophyta; Magnoliopsida; Rosales; Moraceae. Gene Ontology annotation, molecular function: protein binding. The record is from RefSeq and is a predicted model, not a curated record. The transcript is spliced from 3 exons.
CUAAUGUUUCUUCCUCUCUCAUUUUUUCAUUUUGCGCCGCUCUUCUCUGUGACUCUCAGACUCUCAUACACUUUCCCGCUCUCAUUUUCUUUAAUCGUCUCACUUCCUUUGCCGUUUCUCACAGUCUUCAGAGUCCUCUUUUUCUUCUUCUCACACCUUUCGAACUGUGAAAGGUUUUUUUUGCAAAGAAGAAGGCGCUGACUCCGAGUCCGAGGCAUUUUUAGGAAGAUCGAAGAAGAAGGGUGAAAGUUGUCAUGCCAUGAGGACGAGAAGUCUGCCUUGUUGCAAUUCAAGCAUAGCUUUGUUAUUGACAAAUCCAAUUGUCGAUACGAGACCGAUUCUCCAAAGGCUUCAUCGUGGGAUUCGGAAGGAGUGAGUAGCGACUGCUGCUCAUGGGAUGGCGUCGAGUGUGACGAGGAGACCGGUCAUGUGAUUGGCCUUGACCUUAGUGAUGGCUGUAUCUACGGUUCUAUCUAUUCCAACAGCACCCUCUUCCACCUCGUUCAUCUCCGAAAGCUGAACCUUGCUGCUAAUAAUUUCAACCGCUCUCCAAUUCCCACUACUAUCAGUCGACUUUCAGAGUUGACGUAUCUUAACCUCUCUUCUUCUUUUUUCUUUGGUCAAGUUCCAGAUGAAAUUUCACAGUUGUCCAGGUUGACUACUCUUGAUCUGUCCUGGAAGUAUGAUGAACUUGCUGAAGAAAAUCUUUUGAAACUUAAAAGUACCAUUCUGAGAAGCCUGGUUCAAAACUUAACUCAUUUGGAAAUUCUCCGCCUCGAUUAUGUAGAUGUGCUAUCGAAAAUACCCGAUUUUCUAGCAAAUUUCUCUUCUUUGACAGAUCUUGGUCUAGGUAAUGCUGGGUUACAUGGAUCUAUUCCAUCUUCACUCAGUAAACUUACCGAACUUACUCGUCUAAGACUUGCAUAUAAUCGUUUAAGUGGUUACAUCCCAUCUUCACUUCAAAAUCUCACCCACCUGAUUGAUUUGCGUUUACAAGGCAAUCAAUUUUCUGGUUCAAUCCCAUCUUGGCUGGGAAACCUUACAGAGCUGAAAGUUAUUUAUCUUCUUGGAAGCGAAUUGCAUGGUUCCAUUCCUGACUCUUUAUUCAAGCUCAAUAAUCUUGAAAUUCUAUAUCUUGAUGGCAACCACUUAGGUGGUACUUUGGAAUUUGAUAUGUUUUCCAAGAUGAGACGUCUUGCCCAACUCGGUCUAGCCGAUAACAAAUUGUCACUUGUCUUUGGAGAAAGAAACACAACUAAUGGAACCACACUCCCACAGUUCAAGAUAUUAGGAUUGUCUUCGUGCAACAUAAGUGAGUUUCCGCAUUUUCUUCGGCAUCAAAAUGAGCUGCGGUUCUUGGAUCUAUCCAAAAAUAGCAUACAUGGCCAAGUACCCAAAUGGAUAUGGAAUACAAGUGUACAAACUCUGUUGUGGGUCAACAUUUCUAACAACUUCAUAACAGGCUUUCAAAAUCCGCCAACGGCCAUUCUACACUGGGCUAGAUUGCAAGUAGUCGACCUUCAUUCUAACAUGCUGCAAGGACAACUCUUGAUUCCUCUAUCAUCCAUAGAAUAUGUGGACGUCUCAAACAACAUGCUAAGCGGUGAAAUUUCUCCAUUGAUCUGCAAUUUGAGUUCCAUUGAAAUUCUAGAUUUGUCUCAAAACAAUUUCAGUGGCACUGUUCCCCAUUGUUUAGGAAGCUUAAGUAGCUCUUUAUUUGCUCUGAAUUUGAGAAACAACUCUUUUCAUGGCAUCAUUCCUCUGGCAAUUGAGAAGGCAAGCAAUUUGCUGAUGAUUGAUUUUAGUCACAAUCAAUUUCAGGGUAAACUUCCACGAUCUCUGGCGAUUUGUACGAUGCUCGAGUAUCUUGAUUUCUCAAAUAAUCAGCUGAUUGAUGUCUUCCCCACUUGGUUGGGGACUCUUCCACGUCUAAAAGUUAUCUUUCUUCAGAAGAAUGGAUUUUAUGGAGCAAUACAAAGAGCUAAAAACACUUCAGAGUUUCCGAAUUUGCAUAUCAUUGACAUCUCUAACAACAGUUUCAGUGGUGCUUUGCCUUGUGAAUACAUAUUCAUUUGGAAUGGCAGAAAAACUUUUGAGAUGAGCAAUUCGACAUAUAUGAAUGCAGGGGUCUCCAUCCAAGUUGGUCCUAAAGACAAGUAUUUGAUCUAUUACAAUUAUGCGACGACACUUGUGACCAAAAGUGUGGAAACAUAUUAUGGGAAGAUCCGAGAAGAACUUGCAGUGAUUAAUCUCUCAAGCAACAAAUUCAGUGGAGAGAUUCCCGAAUUUGUUGGAAACCUCAUUGCUCUUCAUUCGCUCAACCUUUCAAACAACAUGCUCACCGGUCGCAUUCCACUGUCUGUUAAGGGCUUGUCAAAACUUGAAUCAUUGGACCUUUCUAGAAACAUGCUCUCCGGUGAGAUUCCUCAGCAGCUAACGCAGCUCAACUUCCUUCAGAGCUUUAAUGUUUCUCACAAUAAUCUCACCGGGCCAAUACCACAAGGGGACCAAUUGCGCACGUUCGAUCAAAGUUCUUUCGAGGGAAAUCUGGGAUUAUGUGGAGAUCCAUUGCCCAAGAAAUGUGGAGAUUCCGAGGCCUUGCAACCUACACCUUCAGCUGACAAAGAAGACGAUGAUUCGGGGUCUCCAAUUCAAUUGGAUUGGAAAGUUGUUUUGGCUGGAUCUAUUAGCGGGUUUAUCGUUGGAGUUGCUCUUGAGGAUGUGAUGAUGACAAAGAGACAUGGAUGGUUUAUUAGGGCUUUCAGAAGAGGCCUGUCAAGAAUGGAGAUUUAGGCCGCGAAGAACCUGUUUAUCAAGUUGUUUGUCUGCUGUUGCUGAUCUUCACACUUUCCUUCAUGACUCUUGAUUUGUUUUGUGAAGUACUUUGUGUUUCCUUUUAUGUAUGUUUGUCAUGUAUACACUACAACUUAUCUGUAAGUGUGUUCCUUUUAAUGCAUUUUCAUCAGUGAGAUAACUAAUGUGAUUUCAGUUUUUUAUA